Cercospora beticola is the source of this 1061-nucleotide messenger RNA. RefSeq lists its product as uncharacterized. Gene Ontology annotation, molecular function: hydrolase activity. Lineage: Eukaryota; Fungi; Ascomycota; Dothideomycetes; Mycosphaerellales; Mycosphaerellaceae. The record is from RefSeq and is a predicted model, not a curated record.
UCCACGUCUGAGGCCAAUGAGUGCCAUGGGUGCCCUUGAGAGCACUGAAACAAGUCGUUGGCUCCGUCUUACACUACCUCCAUAGGCCGACACGAUGAGUGAGAUUGGUGAUCUGCAUGGUCCCCAGACCGACGACUCGCGCGCCGAGACAUAAAGAACGACUUCGCCUCUUCCACGCGGUCAACGUCUUCCCGGCCACUCACCUGUCGCCCACGCUCGUUGCUCACAUUCGUUUCAACCUCACACUCGAGCCAAGUCCCGAUUUGUGAGACGACAUCUCCCACAAUGGUUCGAAUCUCAGCUUUGGCAUUGGGUAGCCUGGUGGCCCUGACACAAGCCGCCCCAUUGGAGAAGAGACAAGUCACCUGUGCGACUGGAAACGGUCUGUACAUCCUCGUUGCUCGUGGCAGUAACCAGCCCGUGGGCGAGGGCACUGUCGGACCCGUUGCGAACCUUGUGGAAGCACAAGUUGCAGGCUCAUACUCGCAUGCCAUCGACUACCCGGCGACAAUCAUCGCCCUCGACUCCAACUACAUUACGAGCGUGGUUGAUGGGAUCGAGGACACGAAAAAGAGCAUUGAGGAUUAUGUGGCUGCCUGCGGUCCCAACUCACGCAUCGCAUUGAUCGGUUACAGCCAGGGAGGCAAUGUCAUGACCGACACUUUGGCUGGAGGCACCGGGAAGCCAGCUCCAAUUGCUGAGCAGUACAGACAGAACAUUAUCGGCGUGGCAGUCUUUGGCGACCCACGAUUCAACGUUGGUCAACCAUACUCUCGAGGAACAUCGACACGCAGUGGUAUCUUCGCUCGACAGAGCAGUCUGGCAGCGCUUGGCACGUGGGCUAACGUUCUGGUUUCUUACUGUGAUGAGAACGACCCGUUUUGCGCAAGCGGUCUUGACUUGGACGUGCACUCUGCAACUGUCUCGAAGUACGCUCAGCAGGCAGCUGACUUCAUUAUCGGGCUUGCUCAAUAGCUCGAAAUACUAAUUUGAGAAAAACAUGUAGUCAAGCCGAAUGUGUAAUGAACGAUAGUUUACAUAUUUUCACUGACGACCAAAAC